AUGGCCAUCCACAAAACAGCACAAGAAUCGGACGCAAUCAUCAAGGAAUUGCGUCUUAAACUGGGCCCAAAGUCAAAGACAAUGAAAGACGAAUAUCUCAUUCAAUUCCUUGUUGCCCGCAGCUGGAGUGUGUCAGGCGCUAAGAAUCAAAUUGAAAAGACUUUGGAGUGGAGAGAAAAGCACAAAGUGAAUGAACACCCUGUUGCCACAGGGGAAAAUAAGUUACCGCUAUUGUACCCUAUCCGUGGUUACAAUAGCAUCCCUGAUGGUAACCUUGAGGCUGCACCAGGUCUUUCAGAAUCUGUCUUGAGAAUCAAUAAGUACAUGGGUGGCAGCUGUCUCCACAAAACUGACAAGAAUGGUUGCCCUAUCUACAUUGAACGACUGGGUUACCAUGCAGCAAAGGAGAUCGCGAAGUACACAACAGUUGAGGAGGUGUCUAACUACCACAUCGGCUGCAACGAGUUUCUUAACCGAGUAAUUAUGGAGGAUUGCUCUCGCGUGGCAAACAAAACUAUCAAUCAUGAGACUGUGAUAUUUGACUGUACCGGAAUGGGAUGGCAUCAGCUUCACAUGCCAGCACUACACUAUCUUCGUGCUAUUUCUGAUGCAGAUCAAAACUAUUACCCAGAAACUCUCAGCAGACUUUUCUUGGUCAAUGCACCUUCGUCAUUUGUGUUUGUGUGGAAAAUAGUAAAGGCAUGGCUUGAUCCUGGUACCAUUGACAAGAUCAAGAUUUUGGGUUCUGACUAUAAGGAGGAACUCUUACAAUAUAUUCCUGCCGAGAACUUACCGAGUUUCCUGGGAGGAGAAUGUACAUGUGCUCAUAUGCCAGGCGGAUGUGUGCCAUCUCAAAUGCUCAAAAACAUCCCUUCGCUUGUACCUCAAUCCCACAACGAAAAGGUUUCUACCCCAUACAACACAGAUAUUAUGCAAAAAGGAACCUCAUACGAGGACUAA
Messenger RNA from Phycomyces blakesleeanus NRRL 1555(-), 960 nucleotides. RefSeq lists its product as hypothetical. Lineage: Eukaryota; Fungi; Mucoromycota; Mucoromycetes; Mucorales; Phycomycetaceae. Bases 1 to 960 code for a protein of 319 amino acids. The transcript has 7 exons. The record is from RefSeq and is a predicted model, not a curated record.